AUGAGUGAUACCAGGAUAGCAACGAAUGUUGCAGCAGCCAGGACGGACGACGAGCUACGCUCAUUGCUGCUGAAAGGAAAGGACAAGACGCACCCGGAGCACAAGUAUGUGGUGGCACAAGUGGACUCCAUGAAGGAUGCCCUGCAGGGCAUACGCUACACGCCCACAUUUGCGGUGUAUAGGAAGGGGCGCAAGGUAGAUCAGUUCUUUGGGCCGUCGCCGCAGCAGCUGCGCGAUCGAGUGUGGCUGCAAUCUGAUGAUCCACGCUGCGGCAGCGUGUGA
Messenger RNA from Coccomyxa subellipsoidea C-169, 282 nucleotides. RefSeq lists its product as hypothetical. The record is from RefSeq and is a predicted model, not a curated record. Lineage: Eukaryota; Viridiplantae; Chlorophyta; Trebouxiophyceae; Coccomyxaceae. The coding region runs from base 1 to 282 and encodes 93 amino acids. The transcript is spliced from 2 exons.